GGACCACAAGGGAGAAGUUAGGAACAGUUAUAGCAGUGGUGGUGGUGGUGGUGGUGGUGGUGGUGGUGGCUGUUGCUUACUAACUGGCUACUGGUGGUGGUGGUGGUGGUGGUGGUGGGGGUCCAGGAGGCCUCACCACAGCGGUUCCCCAACACGUUUCAAGAGUCAUCCAUUACAUUAGGAAUAAUGUACCCGAAAUCCAUGUUCCGGAAGAGGCAGUACGAGAAAGCCAUCCAGGACGCGGUGUCUUCUCUAAGCAAGCUGGAUCUGAAGUUCAUGCGCACCUUCGCCCUGGUCAACAGCACGAUCAGCAUGGGCAUCAAUCCUUCGCCUACUUUAAUCUUGAACAGUCUAUGUGAAAAGUUUCUGCCAGAGAAUGUAUCAGCUAUUAUCUUCCUGAGCUGCACUGAGAACUACGGAAGGGCCACAGCCUCAGCACAGUACUUCCUGCAGCUGGCCGGUUACCUGGGCAUACCUGUCAUUGCCUGGAACGCUGAUAACUCUGGCCUCGAGCAGGCGGCGCAGACGGGGCUAAGGAUCCAGCUGGCCCCCUCCGUGCACCACCAAGCGGCAGCCAUGCUUAGUAUCCUCAUAAGGUACCAAUGGCACUCUCUGUCAAUCGUCACGUCGCAGAUAGCUGGACAUACGGACUUCGUGCAGGCUGUGAGGGACGAAGUGGCUUACCAUCAGGAGCACCAUAGGGUCAAAUUCGUCAUAAUAGACACCAUAGUGAUAGACGAUAUGAGGACUUCACUGAUACGUCUCAAGAAUUCCGAGGCGCGAAUUGUCUUGCUGUACUCGACAAAGGAGGAAGCGAUAGGGAUUAUGGACCACGCUAAGAAACUCGGCCUGGUGGACAAAGACUACAUGUGGAUCGUGACGCAGAGUGUAGUGGGAGACAAGGUAACCAAGGAACUGCCUGUGGGAAUGCUAGGCGUCCACUUCGACACGUCAAUGGACAGUUUAGCCUCGUCAAUCCCCACGGCAGUUGAGGUGUUCGCCUACGCUAUAGAGGAGUUCGUAAACCAGACCCGCUUCCGAAAUGGCGAUUUAAACCCAAGACUGUCUUGUAAUGAUCACAGAAAUUCUAAAUGGAAGCUUGGAUCAAAUUUUUACAGGCACCUCCGGGAAGUCACGAUCCCAAAGGAACCCACAACGGUAUCCUUCAACAGUGACGGAACAAGGCAUGACGUGGAACUCAAAAUUGUCAAUCUUAGAGACUCCACGCCAAACACUAAGAUAUGGGAGGAGAUAGGAGUUUGGCGCUCGUGGGAAGAGGAGGGACUGUCCGUGAAUGACAUAGUGUGGCCUGGCAAUGGUCACGUUCCACCUCAAGGCGUGCCGGAAAAAUUUGAGCUUAAGAUUGUUUUCCUGGAGGAGCCGCCGUAUAUUUCCCUGGCCCCGGCUGACCCCGUGACUCAGCAGUGUGCCUCAAACAGCGGCGUGCCAUGUAAAGUGCCAAGGACAAAGGAGGAAAUGGAGAGCGAGAACGUUACCAGCGCUGCCAAAACAAUGUGCUGCUCCGGGUUCUGCAUUGACCUCCUUGAGAAAUUUGCCACCGAUCUCGGCUUCACUUACGACCUGGUCAGAGUGGACGACGGGAAGUGGGGAACUAUGGAUAGGGACCACCGCUGGAACGGACUAAUAGGUGAGCUACUGCGACGCGACACUGAGGGCGCAGAGAUGGCACUAACCAGCCUGAAGAUCAACAAGGAGAGGGAGAGCGUGGUGGAUUUCACUGUGCCCUUCCUGGAGUCUGGCAUCGCUAUAGUCGUGGCCAAGAGGACUGGAAUUAUCUCUCCCACUGCGUUUCUAGAGCCCUUCGACACUGCCUCAUGGAUGUUGGUGGCGUUUGUGGCGAUCCAAGUGGCUGCUUUGACCAUCUUCCUGUUUGAGUGGCUGAGUCCGGGAGGGUACAAUAUGAGGACGGGAAACUUGGAGAUGGCGCCUCCGAGGGACCACAAAUUUUCCCUCUUUCGGACCUACUGGUUGGUGUGGGCUGUUCUCUUCCAGGCAGCUGUUCACGUAGACUGUCCGAGGGGAUUCACAGCCAGGUUCAUGGCUAAUAUGUGGGCGAUGUUUGCUGUGGUGUUCCUUGCGAUCUACACUGCUAAUCUCGCGGCCUUUAUGAUCACCAGGGAGGAGUUCCACGAUUUCUCUGGCCUCAAUGACACUAGGCUACAGCACCCCCACACAGUCAGCCCAGCAUACAAGUUUGGUACAGUGGAGGAGACGAACUCAGCAAUGGUCUUAAGGCGCCACCAGCCUCACAUGUACAACUAUAUGGUGCGCCACGGGUACAAUAAACCAUUUGUCAAGGACGGAGUGCGCUCUAUCAAGGAAAAUGAGCUGGACGCCUUCAUCUAUGACGCUACCGUGCUGGACUACUUGGUUGGGCAAGACGAUGACUGCCAGAUCCUUACAGUGGGCUCGUGGUAUUCAAUGAGCGGCUACGGGCUGGCUUUUCCCCGCGGCUCCAAGUAUCUGCCGCUCUUCAAUAACAAGCUCAUGACCUACAAGGAUAAUGGUGAAAUAGAACGCUUGCAACGGUUUUGGAUGACAGGGACUUGCAAGCCUAUGAAGCAGCAGAGACGUGCGUCGGAACCCUUGGCAAUCGAGCAGUUCCUCUCCGCAUACCUACUUUUGGGUAUCGGGAUGGUGCUGGCCGUCGUGUUGCUGGCCUUAGAGCACAUAUACUUCAAGUACGUGAGGAAGCACUUGGCUAAGAAGGACAGUGGUGGUUGCUGCGCCCUUGUUAGCCUGAGCAUGGGCAAGUCACUGACAUUUCGCGGGGCAGUGUAUGAGGCGACCAACAAGCUUAGACGCCACCGCUGCCGGGACCCACUCUGCGACACACACAUUUGGAAGGUCAAACACGAGCUGGACAUGGCAAGAGUGACGAUCCGGCACCUCGAGAAGCAACUAGAGGCCAAUGGACACAAGCCAGCGCAUAAGAAGUGUUUACAUCAAGCACAGAGCGGGGUAAGCGCCACGCCCCUCCUUGGCUGCUGCUGGUCAUCCCCCACCGAGGAGGCCACAUGGGUCCGCCCCUCAGCCUUGUCGGUGACGAGCAGCCAGCAGCACCUCCUGCAGCCUACCCACGGGCACCAGGCGGCCACCACAGGGGAGGUAGCCGGGGCUCUGCAAACCACCUUCCGCAGAUCAAACACUGGAAUGUACAUGGAGACAGUUUUGAGUGAGGACCCCACUGGAAGACUACUGGGGGGUCACACCGAGGACUUACCCCCCUCCAGCCACCCGCCAGUCACCCAGCAGGCAACACCCCCGACGUCCUUCACUCAGGCUGUUCCUACGACCCCUAGAAAGAGGAGUUUUGAGUCGAGGUCACCAGAGAGCCCCCUUGCUGGACUUCUUAGGUGUCAACAUCAACUGAAAUAGCGGAGAUAGAGACAGUGCUGUAGAGAGAGAGAGAGAGAGAGAGAGAGAGAGAGAGAGAGAGAGAGAGAGAGAGAGAUCAUGUAAGUCUUAAAUAACGCACACGAUGACACACACACACAC
This is a messenger RNA of Portunus trituberculatus (swimming crab), 3519 nucleotides long. RefSeq names its product glutamate receptor ionotropic, NMDA 2B-like. Lineage: Eukaryota; Metazoa; Arthropoda; Malacostraca; Decapoda; Portunidae. The transcript is spliced from 22 exons. The record is from RefSeq and is a predicted model, not a curated record. Gene Ontology annotation, cellular component: plasma membrane; postsynaptic membrane. Gene Ontology annotation, molecular function: transmitter-gated monoatomic ion channel activity involved in regulation of postsynaptic membrane potential; NMDA glutamate receptor activity. Gene Ontology annotation, biological process: synaptic transmission, glutamatergic; monoatomic ion transport; modulation of chemical synaptic transmission. Bases 187 to 3399 code for a protein of 1070 amino acids.